AUGCCUUCAGUCCUUCUCACCCUCACACCACGGGACUCGCAACCAGAUUCAAAUACAGACUCAAGCGCAAGCACAUCCGCCACAGACUCGACCCGGACAUGGGUAAUACUAGCAGCCGUAGCUGCCCUCUUAACGCUUGGAGCCUGCACCGCAUUGGUUGUCAUUUCAUACUCAAAACGACGCCUCCUCAAGCAGCAACUCGAUGAGUCCCGCCGUCGAGACUCCGGCUUCGCCUGGGAAAAGCCCACCAAAAAGCGGAAGAUGACCGCGGAGGACCUAGAAAUGGAGGCCGAGUCCACACGGACAGCAAUGAUAAGGAAGUCACUGGCGAGCAGGUCGGGCCGGACAGCGUCGUUCGCCACCAUGAGCACAGCCGACAGGCCGGAGAGCAGCAUCGCGGGCGACUUGCCGAGGUACGACUGGAAGGACUUCGAGGCAGGCAUCUCACGGCAUAGCUCGGUGGCGAGUCUCCGGAGGUCUACGUCUUCACCCCUCCCCGAACUGCCUGCGGCAGCCGUCUCGCGCUCCUCGUCGCCGACCAGGAACCCACUGCUCGCCGGUCGCGCGGAGCUGCCCCCACCGCUGGAGCAGCACCCGUGCCUGAGGUCGUGA
Molecule: messenger RNA, 612 nt
Organism: Diaporthe citri
Lineage: Eukaryota; Fungi; Ascomycota; Sordariomycetes; Diaporthales; Diaporthaceae
Exons: 1
Coding region: 1-612 (203 amino acids)
Source: RefSeq, a predicted model, not a curated record